Toxotes jaculatrix (banded archerfish) is the source of this 2209-nucleotide messenger RNA. RefSeq names its product NOP2/Sun RNA methyltransferase 3 (gene nsun3). Gene Ontology annotation, biological process: rRNA methylation. The coding region runs from base 369 to 1769 and encodes 466 amino acids. The transcript has 6 exons. NCBI's taxonomy places the organism in Eukaryota, Metazoa, Chordata, Actinopteri, Toxotidae. Gene Ontology annotation, molecular function: methyltransferase activity. Gene Ontology annotation, cellular component: mitochondrial large ribosomal subunit. The record is from RefSeq and is a predicted model, not a curated record.
UUUAUUGGAAAUUUGCACCUCUGAAGUACAAUAUCAGCUAAGACAGGUCCUAAACCGGAUGGCCUCCAUGUCAGAAUCUAAUUUUAAGACCUUCGUUGUCUUAUUAUUAUAUAUUGUGGUCGUUUGUGGGAAAAUGUUAUGUUAUGCAAGUGCUUUACUUUCACCUCCCAGCAGUGACCCUUCCUCGUUUUGGCCGGCGGAACAAAAGAAUGGUUCAAGGUGCUGGGGGACGAAUUUGAGGAACGGACUUGCCAGUGUUUAGUGUUUUCCCAUGUUUUAUUAAAGUGAUUAAACAGCAACGACGAAAAUAUAUUCGGACAUGUCAGCCGUGCAAUAGAGCAGGAGUGGAGAACCGACGGUAUAAAUAAAUGUUUUCGGUAAAUCAGUUUUACGCUGCGUGGAGGACAAUUAGCUUUAGAACUGAAAAGCUAACUCCGAUACCUCUGUGGUGGCUGAGGUCGAGUAACUGUCACACGGCUCCCGACGCUGUUUUACAACCGGACAAGGAAAAAGCAGCUCCCAAAAACCAGGUAACUAAAAGGCACAAAAAAGAAAGAUCUUCAUGUCGACCAGUACUGGACCUCUUUGACCAGCAGUACAGUCAGGAACUGGGAGAGUUGUGGGCACCUGCAAGAUCAGUGCUCCUGAGCCCUCACUCCUGGCAAUAUGGGGUCAUGCUUAACCGCUUCACAUCUGUGACAGAUGUCACACAGAUUCUCCAGUCACAGGGCUUUUCCAGGUUCCUGCCACAAACAGAUGUCUCCACAUUGCUUUGCGAUGCCUCCUCACCAGUAUCUGGUUCUAAAUACCAGACAGGAAAAGACUCUCUGUUGUCAGCUCACUGCAUCUCUAAGUGUCCUGCUGAUGAUUCUCAUCCCCAGCCUGACAGCACCUCUCAUGCACUCAGUCAGGACCUUAAUUCGGGGCCAGUACCCAGUUUCUCCCAUCCAUCACUACAGUGUUAUAUGCACUCAUAUCCACUGAGAUUUCCCUCUCAGGCUCACAGGCCUGGCCAGCUGAAACAGUACUACCUCCUGAAUGCUGCCUCCCUGCUUCCGGUGCUGGCUUUGCAAGUCAGAGAUGGGGAGAAGGUUUUGGAUCUUUGCUCAGCCCCGGGGGGUAAAGCCUUAGCCAUAAUGCAGUGUGCCACACCAGCACUUCUCUGUUGUAAUGAACCAGAUCCUCACAGACGGGAAUGGCUAGCCAAAACUCUGGAGUCUUUUCUGCCUCACUCACUUAACAGUAAAGUGAUUGUGUCCGGACAGGAUGGACGAUGUUUUGGGCAGAGCGAGGAAGAAACAUAUGACAAGAUUUUAGUCGAUGCUCCAUGUUCUAAUGACAGGAGCUGGCUGUAUUCUUGCAGUAGCCAGCAGGGGGAACAGAGACUGAAGGAAAGAGCCAAACUGCCUGCACUCCAGGCUCAGCUGCUUAGGUCUGCACUGUCAGCUGUGCGUCCAGGGGGCCUUGUAGUCUAUUCAACUUGCACACUGUCCAACUCUGAGAACUAUGCUGUGGUUGAGACAGUGGUCAGUGACUGUCCUGAAGCUGAACCUGAAGACCUGUGGGAAGAGAUUGCUGUUCCUUUAUCAAAAUACUUUGCAUUUAGCCCUCCUUACCCUGGUCAUAGACAGUCAUCUCACAAGCCCUCCCUGCAGCCACAGAAUGGCGCUGUGUCCUCUUAUCACCACAGACUUGGUAUUUUAGUGGUUCCUCAGCCUGGCAAGACCUGGGGACCCAUGUUUUUGUCUCGGAUUAGAAGAAAGAAAUAGUGGGUAUCCUCCUGUGCAGAAAAGAUAUGUGGAAACAAAUGGCUAAACACACACAUUUUUUUUGGUGCAACUUUCGUUACCUCUGGGUUAUUUAAGAUGCAAAGUACCUCAGAGGACUGAAUCACACACAGAAACUUACAAACUUCCUAAUUUACUUUUCUGUGCCUCUUAAAGAAGAGCAAAGUAAUAGAAGCAUUAGUUUCGACAUGCAGCUCUAACGGCGUCAGUGUGACCACAUGGAGAGAAAGAAAAGUUAUAACUGUUGCAGUUUAAACACUUGGUCACCUGCAAGAGAAGAAGUGUUGCAGCUGCAGUUUUUGCUGUUUAAAGCAGAUGUUCUUUGUGUGUGUGUGUGUGUGUGUGUGUGUGUGUGUGUGUGUGUGGCCUGAGAUUUUAUAUUCGCCUUAAACAAUCACAUAAAACAAAAUAAAAAUAGAACA